Messenger RNA from Dovyalis caffra, 561 nucleotides. NCBI's taxonomy places the organism in Eukaryota, Viridiplantae, Streptophyta, Magnoliopsida, Malpighiales, Salicaceae. The record is from the annotation of a GenBank genome assembly.
AUGGAGAGAGGGAGAGACAGAGAGACUGUGGAUGAAGUAACAGGUGAGAAAGAAGAAGAAGAAGAAGAAGAAGCACAAGAAGGAGAGAAAAGCUUUUUGAUCAGAAUGGAUCAAGGAGAAAGAGAAGUUCCAAAUUACGAGCUACAAGUCUCUUUCUCUACACCACAGGCAAUCCAUGAGAUGGGUUUUGUUCAAUUUGAAGAAAACCAGGUCUUGAGCUUCUUGGCCACUUCACAAUCUUCUCAGAUAUCUCAGCCUCUCAAUACUAAUACUACUACAACCACCAAUAUUCACAUGGGGUUUAGUAAUAAUGACCAGCAGGUGGGGACAUUGGAUCCGAAGGCUUCUAGUGAUGAGAACUGCACUGGUAACAACAACGAUGGCAACAAUUCAUGGUGGAGAAGCUCAUCCUCAGACAAGAACAAGUUGAAAGUGAGGAGGAAGCUUAGAGAGCCAAGAUUUUGUUUUCAAACAAGGAGUGAUGUGGAUGUUCUUGAUGAUGGUUAUAAAUGGAGAAAAUAUGGCCAGAAAGUUGUCAAAAACAGCCUUCAUCCAAGGUAA